AUGUUUGCACAACCCUGCUAUUGCUCACCGAAUUUCGACAUUCGAACUCGCAGACCACCAAGUACCACCCUAGCACCAUCACUGUACGAUCGAUCGAUCGAAUUCACUGGGACUCUCACCGGUGUUGCUUAUCGUGCAAGAAGACAGAAGAAAAUCAGUACGAGGACAUCACCUUGGUCUAAAAUCGAUUGUCCCUUAUUAACUUCAAAACCGAUUUCAGCCCUUUUGAUCAUUAUCCCUCAGUAUCUGGAAAGAUUUCCAGAGCUUGACUUGAAAUUUGACACAGAGUAUAGUAAACCAAUUGACAAUUUGAUAAUAAAUCAAUCGAUUGGAAACUACAAUCCUGCAAUAGUGAAUCUAGAUAAAGUUCAUCCAGAUUUUCCUGCACUGAACCACGAUCAUCUUGAAGACAAGAUCAGGAAAGUCUCACACCUCGAUUGA
Melampsora larici-populina 98AG31 is the source of this 441-nucleotide messenger RNA. RefSeq lists its product as uncharacterized. The coding region runs from base 1 to 441 and encodes 146 amino acids. The transcript has 4 exons. The record is from RefSeq and is a predicted model, not a curated record. NCBI's taxonomy places the organism in Eukaryota, Fungi, Basidiomycota, Pucciniomycetes, Pucciniales, Melampsoraceae.